AUGAACACAUUCUCACAUGUACCUCCCGGCUUUCGUUUUCAUCCAACCGACGAAGAACUUGUUGAUUACUAUCUCAGGAAGAAGGUAUCGUCUAAAAAGAUCGAUCUAGAUGUCAUCAAAGACGUCGAUCUUUAUAAAAUUGAACCAUGGGAUCUUCAAGAAUUAUGCAAAAUAGGAAGUGAUGAACAAAAUGAUUGGUAUUUCUUUAGUCAUAAGGAUAAGAAGUAUCCGACGGGAACUCGAACCAAUAGAGCAACAAAAGCAGGGUUCUGGAAAGCAACGGGAAGAGAUAAGGCUAUAUAUUCAAAACAGUUCCUAGUUGGAAUGAGAAAGACUCUUGUGUUUUACAAAGGACGUGCACCAAAUGGACAGAAAUCUGAUUGGAUCAUGCAUGAAUAUCGUCUUGAAACUAAUCAAAAUGGAACUUCUCAGGAAGAAGGUUGGGUUGUUUGCAGGGUAUUCAAGAAGAGAAUGACAACAGUACAAAAAAUGAGUGAGUAUGAUCAAUCACCAUGCAACUGGUACGAUGAUCAAGUUUCCUUCAUGCCUGAUCUUGAAUCUCCAACCAGAACCAAUUCCCACCCAAAUUACACUUCUCCAUACCAAUCAUGCAAACCAGAACUUGAGUUAUUGCAAUACAACAUUAUACCAAACCAUCAAUACCAUGACCUUCCACAUCUUCAAAGCCCUAAAAUCACUCCAUCAGUUAUUAUCCCUUAUAACCAUGCUCAUGCAAACAAUAACAAUAUUGCACUCACUCAACAGCAGGAGCAACAACAGAUGCAGUAUUUGCAGUACCAUCAACAAAAUCUUCACUCGAUUUACGGCGGAAACAGCAGCGCUGGGAAUGUUAAUGAUGAACAAGUCACUGAUUGGAGAGUUCUGGACAAAUUUGUUGCUUCUCAGCUUAGUCAAGAAGAUAACAACAAUAACAAUAAUAAUACUAAUAAUGAUCAAGAUCAGGUUUCUAAUAAACAAAAUAGUUCUUUCUCAAAUGCAGCUAUACUUCAAGUUGCGGAACAAAUCACUCUUCUUGCUAAUGAUUCCAAAAAGAAUGAAGUUUCUGAGGAACAUGCUUCAACUUCUACCUCAAGUUGCCACAUGGAACUCUGGAAGUGA
Molecule: messenger RNA, 1119 nt
Organism: Lathyrus sativus (Indian pea)
Lineage: Eukaryota; Viridiplantae; Streptophyta; Magnoliopsida; Fabales; Fabaceae
Source: the annotation of a GenBank genome assembly